GGGAAAGGACAGAUAGUGGGAAAUUCAUUCAAAUGAAAAAUUGAAAUUAAUUAAAAAAUAGAGAAAAUCCUAUUCAACUUCAUCGUUGUGCCCAAAGUGUGAACAGAGAAUCAAUCAACAAAUCAACAACCAACAACACAACCACCACCACAGAGAGACUCGGAGAAGGAGGAGCAAUCAGCUAUGUCGCAGGGCAGUGAAGGCGCAGGAGGUGCUGGUGGUGGUGGUGAUGGCGGCGGGCUCGACUUUCAGCUACCGGAGGAGAUCUUAUCGGUAAUACCGACCGAUCCAUACGAUCAGCUGGAUCUGGCGAGAAAGAUCACGUCCAUGGCCAUAGCCUCCAGAGUUUCCAAGCUCGAGUCGGAGAUGGGGAAAAUGAGGCAGAAACUCCAGGACAAAGAUAGGCUUGUAUUUGAGCUUGAGGAAAGGCUCUCGCGCCUCCAACAUGCAAACCACGAGGCUGACUCCCGCUUGAGAAUUGCCCUGGAUGAGAAUGUGAAGCUUUCCAAAGAACGAGAUUCACUGGCAGUGACUGCAAAAAAGCUCAACCGUGACUUGGCAAAGUUGGAGACAUUUAAGAGACAACUAAUGCAGUCUCUAAAUGAUGAUAAUGCAUCCCCAACUGAAACUGUUGAUAUUGGCACAUGUGACCAAUCAGUUCCAAAGGCAUAUCCUGAUAAGGAUGAGGAGACAAAUGGCUACACACUACAAUAUUCCUCAAGUGGUUCCACAGAUAAGGGGAACACAACUGAUGAAGCCUUGAAGACUUCCGGGCAAAGAUUUUCUGUGACUCCAUAUAUCACACCGCAUCUUACUCCAACUGGAACUCCAAAGAUUAUUUCCACAAGUGGGUCACCUAGAGGGUAUUCUGCUAUUUCAUCUCCUCUGCAAUCCUCUGGUGCCACAUCUCCCACAAAACCCCACUAUGAAGGACGGACGUCACUGUCUUCAUGGUACUCAUCAAGCCAGCAGUCAUCAGCAGCAAACUCUCCACCUCGCGGACGUCCACUUCCAGGGCGCACUCCUCGAAUUGAUGGAAAGGAGUUCUUUCGUCAAGCCAGGAGUCGCCUGUCAUAUGAGCAGUUCAGUGCAUUUCUGGCUAACAUCAAGGAACUAAAUGCUCAUAAGCAAACCCGAGAGGAAACUCUAAGGAAAGCGGAAGAGAUAUUUGGGACUGAUAACAAAGAUCUUUAUUUAUCAUUCCAAGGAUUGCUUAACCGCAACAUACACUAGAAUUCAAAGCUUAGUUGCUGGGUACUUAUAAUAAUCGGUUGUGCAAAAGUUGUUCGCAGAUCCUCUUUCUGUGUGUUAGGCUGUGGAUUGAGCUUGUUCUCAGCUGCUUUGGUCCUUUGGAUGGAAGGGCCAUGGCUCGUUCUUCGUGGCAUAUCAUUUUUGAGAUGUAAUCAACAUCAAGUUGAGUUUCAGCAAACUAGAGUAGGGUUUUGUAGGUUUCACAAUGUCAUAGAAUGCAGGUAUGCUGUGUAAAUAAUUGCUUUAUUUUUCAGUCUACCUGCUUGAUUGUUUAAGAUGGAACUAAAUUGACCUUACCUUUCUGCUUUUGUCAAAUGAACCUUGGGACUUCUCCUCAAUGCAUCUCUCCCUCUUUCUCUCUCUUA
Prunus dulcis (almond) is the source of this 1616-nucleotide messenger RNA. RefSeq lists its product as uncharacterized. The coding region runs from base 184 to 1233 and encodes 349 amino acids. Lineage: Eukaryota; Viridiplantae; Streptophyta; Magnoliopsida; Rosales; Rosaceae. The record is from RefSeq and is a predicted model, not a curated record. The transcript is spliced from 10 exons.